Messenger RNA from Linderina pennispora, 948 nucleotides. Its product is annotated as WD40 repeat-like protein. Bases 1 to 948 code for a protein of 315 amino acids. Gene Ontology annotation, cellular component: SMN complex. Gene Ontology annotation, biological process: spliceosomal snRNP assembly. NCBI's taxonomy places the organism in Eukaryota, Fungi, Kickxellomycota, Kickxellomycetes, Kickxellales, Kickxellaceae. The transcript is spliced from 3 exons. Gene Ontology annotation, molecular function: RNA binding; protein binding. The record is from RefSeq and is a predicted model, not a curated record.
AUGCCGUCUGCUACUGCGCUCUCUACACAACAGAUCCCUCUGACGUGCUCUGGCCACACCCGGCCCGUGGUCCAGCUGAGCUUCUCGGAUAUCAUUCCUGGAAACCACUACAUGCUUAUCAGCGCUUGCAAAGAUGGCAAGCCGAUCUUGCGCGAUGGAGCGACUGGCGACUGGCUCGGCACGUUUGUCGGGCACAAGGGCGCCGUAUGGAGCGCAAUGCUGAACGCUGACACGUCGCGCGCUGUCACUGCGUCCGCCGACUACACCUCCAAGGUCUGGAAUGCAUUCACCGGCGAGGAGAUCGUGUCUCUGGCGCACAACCACAUUGUGAAGAGCGCCGAUUUCGUGGACGCCGGCAACACGGUGGUGACCGGCGGGCAGGACAAGCAGGUGCGGCUCUUUGACCUCGCACGGCCCGACUCCCCGACCGUCGUGGCAUCGCACGAGUCGGCGGUGCGCAGUGUGCGGUGGGCCAAGAACCACAGCAUGGCUGUCAGUGCCGACGACCGGCAUGUGCAGUUCAUCGAUCUGCGGUCCUCAGCAGUAGUCAGGACCAUCGAUGUGCCCGACGCCAUCGCCAACAUCUCACUGACUGGCGACGGAAAGCUGCUGUCGUGCGCUGCUGGCAAGCGCAUCCUGGCAUGGGACGUCGACUCGCUCAAAGUGGUCAAGGACAUCACGGUGGACUAUGACGUAUCAACCGCGGCUGUCAACCCGCAACGCACGCGGAUCGUCACGGGCGGAAAGUCAGACUUGCUGAUCCGCAGCUACGAUUUUGCGACCGAGAAGCAGCUGGAGACGCACAAGGGCCAUCAUGGGCCGGUCCAUGACGCCUGCUUCAGCCCCGAUGGCGAGAUCUAUGCGACGGGGUCCGAGGACGGAACCGUGCGCCUGUGGCAGUCGAACCCUGGCACCGCCUAUGGCCUGUGGCAGCUGAGGAAGAUCUGA